AUGACCAAUACAACAGAAACAGAGGAAGAGGAGGAUAUUCUAUUUUCGUUAUAUUUAGUGGUAAUAUUCGGCAUCAUUAUAUCUAUCUGCGUAUUUUUUGGCUUUGUUGGAAACCUAUUGACAAUCUUAGCCUAUGUCCGUGAUAAACAACUUCACUCUGUCUACAACGCGUUUCUAUUAAAUCUCGCGGUGACGGACAUUCUACUGAGUAUAAUUAGCAUGCCGUUUUACGCCGUGUAUACACUGGAAACAUACACAUGGCCAUUUGGUUACCAUUUCUGUAAAGCUUACAUGACUAUAGAUUUUACUCUAUGUCUAGAAUCAGUAUUAAUGAUGAUAGUUAUCAGCAUAGAUCGGUUACUGUUGUUAAAAUUUGGACCUCAUUAUUCUUUAAAAGUCACAAUGAAAAAGGCCUAUAUACAGAUCGGUGUCACGUGGUUGUUGGCAUUCCUGUUGUAUGGACCAGCAAUAAUCGGAUGGGAUAUUUGGACGGAUGAAAAUAUCGUUGAAGAUGAAGAUUGUGACGUACAGUUUGCCCAUGACAAAGCAUUUACCACUGCCACGGCAUUUAUAGAAUUUGGGAUUCCGUUUUGUUGUAUUGUAAUAGUUAACGGUGUUAUUUAUAACGAAAUAAGAAAGAGAAAUGUCGUCGGUGUUAUUCCAAGCAAGCCGUCAAAUCACACCAAUGGCAAGCCUAAACGUGAAGUUAAAGCUGUCCGAUUUUUAGCAGCCUUGAUCGUAGUGUUCUUCGUUACAUGGGUGCCAUAUACUGUCACCACGAUCAUCAUAGCAUUCUGUGAGGAUUGUGUCAACACAGAUCUCUAUGAAGUUUUUAACUGGGUUCUAUGGUCCAAAGCAGCCAUGAAUCCUUUUCUGUACGCAUAUAACAGUACGAGAUUUAGGAAAAACUUUUCAGAAAUGGUUCCAUGUUUCAGAUCAUUUGGAAUCUCUAAAGAAAAAGAACAUUCAGUAACGCCUAAUACAAUUGCAGUAACGCCCAACAUAUCUUCAGUAACGCCUAACGUAUCUGCAGUAACGCCUAAUACAAUUGCAGUAACGCCUAACAUAUCUUCAGUAACGACUAACACAGUUACAGUAACGCCAAACAGAAUUGCUUAGAACUAGUCUAUUUUGAAGAAUAAUGACUGAAAAAAAUGUACGUUAUUGAUUUAUUACCAAUAAAUGUGUGACAAUCCCCGUUGGACUAUCAAAUUUUUAAUUUGCAGGAGUGAUUUAAUUAAGAUGUGUGCAGAAACAA
Messenger RNA from Mytilus californianus (California mussel), 1258 nucleotides. RefSeq names its product muscarinic acetylcholine receptor M5-like. Gene Ontology annotation, cellular component: dendrite; synapse; membrane. The transcript has a single exon. Gene Ontology annotation, biological process: G protein-coupled receptor signaling pathway, coupled to cyclic nucleotide second messenger; chemical synaptic transmission; adenylate cyclase-inhibiting G protein-coupled acetylcholine receptor signaling pathway. Gene Ontology annotation, molecular function: G protein-coupled acetylcholine receptor activity; G protein-coupled serotonin receptor activity. The record is from RefSeq and is a predicted model, not a curated record. Bases 1 to 1119 code for a protein of 372 amino acids. Lineage: Eukaryota; Metazoa; Mollusca; Bivalvia; Mytilida; Mytilidae.